AUGGAAGAAGAUUUUAACAUUGAUGAGAAUUAUAUUAAACAAUUAUCAGAAAAAUAUAAAAAUGUUGAACAUCCUUUAUUUAUGGAUGAACUUCCAACAAAUAUCGAAGAAAAUGAAGAUUUGUUAGCAUUGUACAAUUUAAUAAUAACUGAUGAAAAUGAAUUAAGUUUAGCCAAAAAUUAUAAAGAGGUAGGUAAUGACUAUUUUAAAGAUGGGGCUAAAUAUUUUGAAGAUGCCAUAAUAAGUUAUACUAAAGGUAUUGAUGUAUUGGAAAAUUAUCUUAAAAAAAGGGAAGCAGAUCAAUUAAAAAAUAAAAAAAUAAUGAAUAAAAGUAAAAACGAUUCACAAAAUGGUUCUAGUAAGCCAAACGAUUCAGCUAGCUAUAAAAAAAAACACGAAAUUGGUGGCAAUAAUAAUGGAAACGAGCAAAAUGAAACCGAACAAAAUGGAAACGAGCAAAAUGAAACCGAACAAAAUGGAAAAGAAAAAAAUGAAACCGAACAAAAUGGAAACGUUGAUGGCACUUCUCUAAAUCUAAAUAGUCCGAAAGAAGAAGAUAUUAUAUGCAUAAAAGAUAUAAACAAUUUACUUUCAGAUUUAUACUGUAAUAGGGGUAUUACUCAUUAUAAAAAAAAAAAAUACAUAAAAUGCUUAGAUGAUUGUAAAAAGGCAUUUUCAUUUAAUAAUAAAAAAUACAAAAGUGUUUAUUACAGUAUUUUGUGUUCAUAUUACAUAGGUAUAUAUAAUGAUGCAUAUGAAUAUAUAAAAUCUUUUGAUGAAUUAUUACAAGAUGAAGAUAUAAAAAAUAAUGUAAAUUUAAAAGAUUAUUUAAAUAUAAAAAAGGAAGUCACACAAAAAUAUGAACAAUUUUUAGAAAGAAAAAAAAAAAAUGAACAGGAAAGAAAAAUUAUGGCUAAAAAUGAAAAAAAAAAAAUCAAUGUUAUUCAAGAUAUAUUAAAAAAAAGAAAUAUACAACUUGUUGAAAAUUUAUACAAUGAUAAUAAUAAUAUUGUUCCUGUGUUUUAUUUAGAUGAAUAUAUGUAUAUACAUUUUACUGUUUUUCUAAUAUAUAUAGAAAAUAAUAUUAUUGAAACUAUUUUAGAUUUUGCAGAAAAUCAAUGUAUAAUGGAUUAUUAUAGUUUUAUUAAAAAAAAUCAAAAUACAGAUAUACUUUAUUGUUAUAUUGAAUUUCCAGAUGAUAAAUAUUAUAUGAUAAAAAAUGAUUCAUAUAUUUGUGAUGUAAUUAAUAAUAUUAAAUUAUUUUCAAAAAUUAUGGCAAUCCAUAUUAUUGAAAAUGAAGAAGCAAAUCGUUUUUUCAAAUCCAAUAGAAAUGUUGUUUUUUUACCAUCACCAUAA
This is a messenger RNA of Plasmodium yoelii, 1356 nucleotides long. RefSeq names its product tetratricopeptide repeat protein, putative. NCBI's taxonomy places the organism in Eukaryota, Apicomplexa, Aconoidasida, Haemosporida, Plasmodiidae. Gene Ontology annotation, molecular function: protein binding. The record is from RefSeq and is a predicted model, not a curated record. Bases 1 to 1356 code for a protein of 451 amino acids. The transcript has a single exon.